Molecule: messenger RNA, 3493 nt
Organism: Sphaeramia orbicularis (orbiculate cardinalfish)
Lineage: Eukaryota; Metazoa; Chordata; Actinopteri; Kurtiformes; Apogonidae
Gene: mttp
Product: microsomal triglyceride transfer protein
Exons: 18
Coding region: 1-2658 (885 amino acids)
Biological process (GO): cholesterol homeostasis; lipid transport; lipoprotein metabolic process
Cellular component (GO): basolateral plasma membrane; endoplasmic reticulum; Golgi apparatus
Molecular function (GO): lipid binding
Source: RefSeq, a predicted model, not a curated record
AUGUUAACCUUUGUUGUGUUCUUGCUUUGUGCAGCCUCCACUGUCUCAGCCUCUGCCAAAGGUGCCGCUGGACCACGGCUGAACAACAACCAGCUGUACAAAUUCAGUUACACCACCGAUGUGCUGUUGGACAGGACCCGGGGGUCAAAAGAGGGCAGCGCUGGCUACAGGAUCCACACUGAUGUGGAUGUCAGCCUGGUCUGGAGAGACCCGAGCAGCAAGGAUGAACAACUGAUUCAAUUUGUAAUCUCAAAUGUGAGGUUCGAGCAUGUGUCCCCUCGAUCUGAGAAAAAGAACAUCAUCCAUGGAUCCACAGCAGAAAGCCUCAUGGGAAAGACCAAACUUGCAGCUUUGACAAAACCUUUCUUGGUGCAUCUGAAAAAUGGAAAGGUGAAAGCGUUUUAUUCUUACUGGACUGAGCCUGCGGUCAUCAAGAACAUAAAAAGAGGAGUUGCCAGUUUACUGCAAGUACAGCUCCAUACCGGGAAGGUUAUAGAGAAUGACGUGUCCGGAAGGUGCACAGUUGAGUACAAGGCAGUUAAAGGUCAAGUAACAAGAACCAAGAUCCUGGACACAUGCAGGACACCAGAGACUGGAUUCACCACACAUAUUCAGGUUUUGGGUGUGAGCAGGAAGUCUAGUUCUGUUACAGUUUUCACACUUGAAGAUGGUUUCAUCCGCUCGGCCGUGGCUGAAGAAACACACUUGCUGGUUCUCCGCGCCCGUAGAUCUACUGCUACGAAAGUCGUGUCCAAGCAAACCUUCACAUUGGUGGGAACAGAGGCAGGACCACUGGAGGCUGCUGGGAAAGAUGUCACUGAGGUUGUCAAGUCCAUCGACGCCAAACUGGCAGCUGUCGGUAUCGUUGCAGAAAAGGUCAAAUCCAAAUGCAAGGGCUGUCCAUCACUUCUUGAACACUGGCAGUCUCAACAGAAGCUGCUGGAGCCAACGAGCCUGUCCAAGGCCUCGGCUCCUCGCAGCUUCUUGGCCCUCAUCCAGAGUAUUCGGAAAGCGUCCAAGGACGAGAUCCUCAAAGUGCUGAAGAGUGCCAGCAAGACAUCUCUACCUCAGGUUGUGGACGCAGUGACCUCCUCUCAGACUACUGCGUCUCUGGAUGCUAUGCUUGAGUUCUUGAACUUCACAGAUGCCAAAAGUUUUGUUCUGCAGGAGAGGUUUCUCUAUGCAUGUGGGUUUGCCUCACACCCCAAUGAGAGAAUGCUGCGGGCUUUGCUGGAUAUUUCUAAGGGGAAGAUCAGCAAAAUUGACAUUAAAGAGUCAGUGGUGAUCAUUAUGGGAGCGUUAGUCCACAAGCUCUGUCAGAAAGGAGGAUGCAAUUUGCCAACAGUGGUUGAGGUAAAGAAACUGAUUUUAAAUGGUCCUGACAGCACAAAAGUGGAGUCUGAGGUCCAGAUGUACCUUUUGGCUCUAAAGAACUCUUUACUACCGGAGGCCAUUCCCAUUUUUACUAAGUACGCAGAGUCAGAGGUGGGAGCUUACAGCACUAUUGCCCUCACCGCCCUGCAGAGAUAUGAUGUCAGUCUCAUGACCGAUGAGGUGAAAUAUACCGUCAACCGGGUUUACCACCAGAAUCGCAGGAUCUAUGAGAAAAAUGUGAGGGCUGCUGCUGCUGAUGUCAUCCUCAGUAGCAACCCCUCGUACAUGGAGAUCAAGAAUCUGCUCCUGUCCAUCGGAAACCUGCCUCACGAAAUGAACAAAUACAUGCUGUCGAAGAUCCAGGACAUCCUGCGCUUCCAGAUGCCUGCAAGCAAAGUUAUUCAACAGGCUAUGAGGGACAUGGUUUCCUACAACUAUGACCGUUUUUCAAAAGUUGGGUCAUCAUCUGCUUUCUCUGGAUUCAUGGCACAAUCGGCUGAUGUCACCUCCACGUACAGUUUGGACAUCUUGUAUUCAGGCUCUGGAAUCCUGAGGAGAAGCAACAUGAAUAUUUAUGGUGCUAGUAAAGGAGCAACGCUGCAUGGACUGCAGGUGGCAAUCGAAGCGCAGGGUCUAGAGUCGCUGAUCGCUGCCACACCUGACGAAGGAGAAGAAGACCUGGAGUCAUUUGCUGGGAUGUCGGCUCUGCUGUUCGACGUCCAGCUGAGGCCGGUGACUUUCUUCAAAGGUUACAGUGAUCUCAUGUCCAAAAUGUUCUCCAUGUCCGGGGAGCCUAUGAAUGUAGUGAAGGGCCUCAUCCUGCUGACUGACCAUUCUGAGGUCAUCCAGCUGCAGUCUGGGCUGAAGGCAAAUGCAGAGUUUCAAGGAGGGUUAGCCAUCGACAUCUCAGGAGGAAUGGAGAUCAGUCUUUGGUACAGGGAGUCCAAGACCAGUGUCAACAACAGGGGAGCAUUAGUUGUCACUGGAAAUGUUACUGUUGACAUGGACUUCAUGAGGGCUGGUGUGGAGGUCAGCUUUGAAACAGAGGCAGCACUGGAUUUCAUCACCACUGUCCAGUUCUCCGAAUAUCCUUUCUUGGUGUGCAUGCAGAUGGACAAAGCCACAUUUCCAGUCAGCGAAUAUGUGACCAAAUAUGAGGGCUUGCUAUCAGGGAAGAGCGCCGUGUCGCAUAAAAGCAGGAAGCAGCGCGUCCCCGGCUCUGAAUUCCCCCUCCAUCAGGAGAACUCGAACAUGUGCAAGAAGGUUUUUGGCUCCAGCUGGUAAAGGAGAAGUCAUGAACUAUCCAAGAGGACGUCUGGUUCUUACUGUAUGUGCAGAUUUUCAGAUCUGCUCAGUUGUGUCACUCGUUGCAUUCAGGGACAGUUGUCACACCUCAGCCUCAACCAGUGAAACACCAUCAAAGAAAAAAUGGUGAAUGUUUUUUUUAACACAUGCAAAGUUUACAUUCAUGUGAGUAUUUAAGUCAUUUAAAUUUUACGUUUUUAUCAGGAAAUCAGGAAUUCUUGCAUUGUCUUGUCAUGUUUUUUAAAUGUAUUUAUGAUGGGUUUGAUGGAUAAUACGCAGCAUCAGUAGUAACACUGUAAUUUCUCCCGAUACAUACUUAGUAAAGUAAUUCACACUGGAAGAUGUGGAUAAAGUGUCUCCUUGAAUAGAAAUGCUCCUUUCUGUUUUUUAAUUAAAUGUGUUUACUAAAGAGGAGCGAUUUAUUAUUGUGUAACUGUAUGUGACUGCAUCACUGUUCACACACAUGAAAUAACUUAUGUACUGGACAAAUGAAAUCAAAUACUUAAAAUUUCAUAAUCACACUGGUAAUUUGUACAUGUUCCUAGAGAGACGGUAUGUGGAUUAACUUUACUUUUGUAUCAACACUUGAAUUUUUUUUUUUUUUUUUUUUUUUUUUUUUUUUGUAUGUAGCUGUAAUUGCUCUGUACCUACAGUAUGUCUGAAAAAGUUUGGGUACUGCUAAGUCUUGAAAGCUUAUCCAAGCCUGUGUUUCUAUUUGUAGAAGUCAGUUUCUCAGAUUUGAAACUGGCUGAAAAUAAAUAUACACUGGAAACAUUUUGCCUUUUGACUAAGGAAUUCAACUGCACAAAUGUAG